Molecule: messenger RNA, 9667 nt
Organism: Alligator mississippiensis (American alligator)
Lineage: Eukaryota; Metazoa; Chordata; Crocodylia; Alligatoridae
Gene: MGAT4A
Product: alpha-1,3-mannosyl-glycoprotein 4-beta-N-acetylglucosaminyltransferase A
Exons: 17
Coding region: 443-2050 (535 amino acids)
Biological process (GO): protein N-linked glycosylation
Cellular component (GO): Golgi stack; endoplasmic reticulum; endoplasmic reticulum-Golgi intermediate compartment
Molecular function (GO): acetylglucosaminyltransferase activity
Source: RefSeq, a predicted model, not a curated record
UUUCGCUGGCGGCUCGGCGGCGGGGGCUGCGCGAGCCUCGCUGGUUGCUGCGGGGACCGGGCGCUAACCGCCGCCAACUGCCGCGCCCCACGCAGCCUCACAGCCCACCUCUGAAGUCGGGUUUUAGUGACUGACCUUUUAGGAGGAGGAGAUGGGAUUCUGACAUGCCGGAGACAACAGAGAGAGCCAGCAUCAGAAGCGAGACUAGAAAUCAGGAGUAGAAGCAUAAAGAGGCGUUUCCUUUAUGAAGGCUGAUAAGAGAGUCGAAUAGCAGUUUGAAGUGGUAUGGCUUGACUGCUUUUACAUUUGCAAUGAGAGAGCUACAUUUCUCAGUGCUGGAGGGGAAGCGAUGCUAGUAGUGGAUUAUACUCAUUGCAGCACAAUUGAAAACAAUAAAUCCUAAUCACUGGUAGACUAUAAACAAGUGUGAUGCUGAAAUGAGAUGAGGCUCCGAAAUGGAACUGUGGCCACUGUGUUAGUUUUCAUCACUACUUUCCUCAGUUUAUCCUGGUACACUGCGUGGCAAAAUGGGAAAGAAAAGUUGAUUGCUUACCAACGGGAAUUCCAUGCUUUGAAAGAACGCCUUCGCAUAGCUGAGCACAGAACUCUGCAGCGCUCCUCUGAGUUAAAUGCCAUCUUGGAGCAGUUCAAGCGUGCAGUAGCAGAAACAAAUGGAAGUAAGGAUGCAUUAAACAAUUUUUCAGAUGAAACACUGAAAUUGCUAAAAGAGCUAACAAGCAGAAAAUCUCUUCAAGUGCCAAAUAUUUAUUACCAUUUGCCUCACUUAUUGAAGAAUGAAGGAAGUCUUCAACCAUCAGUGCAGAUUGGCCUUGGACGAACAGGAGUUUCAAUUGUGAUGGGAAUUCCCACGGUGAAAAGAAAAGUCAAAUCUUAUCUUACAGAAACUCUCCAUUCUCUUAUUGAUAAAUUGUCUCCUGAAGAGAAAUUGGAUUGUGUUAUGGUUGUCUUCAUAGGAGAGACAGAUCUUGAUUAUGUCCAGGGUGUUGUAGCAAGCCUGGAAAAAGAAUUUUCUACAGAAAUCAAUUCUGGCUUGGUGGAAGUAAUAUCCCCUCCUGCAACUUAUUAUCCUGACUUGACAAACUUAAAAGAGACAUUUGGAGAUUCAAAAGAGAGAGUCAGAUGGCGAACAAAGCAAAACUUAGACUACUGCUUUCUUAUGAUGUAUGCCCAGAAAAAGGGCAUCUAUUAUAUUCAGCUUGAAGAUGACAUUGUUGUCAAACAAAAUUAUUUCAGCACAAUAAAAAAUUUUGCACUUCAGCUUGCUUCUGAAGAUUGGAUGAUUCUAGAAUUUUCUCAGCUGGGUUUCAUUGGUAAAAUGUUCCAGUCUCCAGAUAUCACGCUUAUUGUGGAGUUUAUAUUUAUGUUUUAUAAGGAGAAACCUAUUGAUUGGCUGUUAGAUCAUAUCCUCUGGGUGAAAGUCUGCAACCCUGAAAAAGAUGCAAAACAUUGUGAUCGACAAAAAUCUAAUCUACGGAUACGCUUCAGGCCUUCUCUUUUCCAACAUGUUGGCCUGCACUCCUCACUAGCAGGAAAGAUCCAGAAACUCACAGAUAAAGAUUUCUUGAAACCGUUACUACAUAAAAUUCAUGUGAACCCACCUGCAGAGGUUUCUACAUCUUUAAAAGUCUACCAAGGACAUACACUGGAAAAAACCUACAUGGGGGAGGAUUUUUUCUGGGCUGUUACUCCUGUUGCUGGGGAUUAUAUUCUAUUUAAAUUUGACAAGCCAGUCAACGUAGAAAGAUACCUGUUUCAUAGUGGCAAUCCAGAGCAUCCUGGCGAUAUAUUGCUAAAUACAACAGUGGAGGUUUUGCCUUUUAAGAAUGAAGACUUUGUAGUAACCAAAGAAACCAAAGACAAACGCUUAGAGGACGGCUAUUUUAGGAUAGGUAAAUUUGAAAGCGGCAUAGCAGAAGGUACAGUUGACCCAAGUCUAAACCCAAUUUCAGCAUUCCGACUUUCAGUAAUCCAAAACUCGGCAGUUUGGGCAAUUCUGAAUGAGAUCCAUAUUAAAAAGGUCACAAACUGAUCAACAUCUCUUUGGAGAUUGCAGACUUUUCCUAAUAAAUCCUACAUCCUUAACAAGUCACAGAUUGAAAGUACUAAGCAUGCACCUUAUUCAAGUCUUUCUGAUUUCUCACUCAAACUCUACCUCUUGUGAAAUCUACUGUAGAUGAGAAGAUUGUAAUUAACCCUUCUCGUCAGAUCCAUCCAGAAACUGAUGCUCCAUACUGUUAAUAUUCAUGAAGUCUAAAUUGUCCUCCAUUUCAACGUGACUUUACCAUCUUAUGGUUGCAGAAGUCUGCUACUCCUAGCCUGUACUAUUUUGAUGGUAUAGUAACACAGAGAAGUUGUACAUAUUGUUACAUUCCUUGAAGAUGAAAAACUAUAAUUAUUGUUAAAUGCAUUUUGUGAAGGGGGUACUUUCGGAGUUCCAUUUAUUUUGCUAUAACAACACCCUCUUUUAUAGACUAUCAGGGAGAUAUAUAUAUAUAUAUAUAUAUAAAAAAAAUGUUAGGGAUAUUUAAUUUAUUAAAAUAAUUUGAAAAGUACAUAUUUUUAUGCAGUAAAAUUUUAAAUUGAUAUGGGUUUUUUUUAUGGAUUAUCUAGCCGCUUAAGUUAUCUUUCUAUUUUUUGCUUUGGAGAUGCAAACUUAACAAACUAAUGCCAUAUUUCAAAUACACUGUCGUGGUUAAGAAAAUUACAUUAAGUAGUUUUGUACACAGAAUCUGAAAAAUAUUGUUCAAAGGCCUGAACAGAGUUUUGAAGAACAUUUCUCUUGAUGGCUGCUGUGUUUGACUGUGCAUCCACAUAAAAGCAUGUUGAAGUAUCCCAAUAUUUCAUAUUAUGUACUAAAUCUGCAGUGAUUUUUAGAAUUAAUAACAUUCUAGAAGGCAAUUUUAAUGUCAAGCUGUCCUUUAAAAAAACAACUUUGUACAGCUCUUAGAAUGAAUAAGUGCAUUCCCCAGCUUUGCAUUACAAUUACAUUACCUUUUUAGCAGGAAAAAAAUUGAAAUUAGACAUUAACUGCACAGUUCCCUCCUAAAAAUGCUUUUAGUGCAGUGUUGACUUCAGCUAGCUGUUACAUUGAUUAUAAUUUUUGUUUCUCUCGCAGAGGGGUCCAAUGUAAUGUCUUUCAUUGACUUCAAUGGAAAUUGAAUCUAGCCCUAAAUCAGUAGCCUACUUGUUUGCACUUUGAGGUAAAGAACAGUGAUUACCUGGCCAGUAACCCAGGCAGACAGCUGAAGCAGUUGUUACUACAUCUACAAGAGAACUAAGAAGUUAUAGGGCUUGCAUGUGCAAACUUAACUAAUAGAAGACCUGCUGCCUACUGGCAUUCACAACCCUAAAGUAGGCCCCAGUGGUAUGUCAGCACUGCGGAGGCAGCAUGUUCUGGCUGGAACUUCCCAGACAUGAUCUGUAAAUCCACUCCUGUUUAUCUUUUGCAUGGCCACUAUUGAGACCUCAGUCUCCACUGUGCAUGACAGCAGCUUCCAGAGAUGAUCCUGGACUGGCCUCACCAAUGUAUUUCUGAGUUUGGAGUGCAUGGGCAGGUACAAGAACGGGUGGGGAGGACAUGCUCAGGAACGUCCAAGCCAGGACAUACUGUCGCUGCAAUAUGGACUUGAACUCUUAUUUCCCUAUUGAAAGGAGCAUUGGGUACCUAAGGACAGGAUUCACAGAAGCCAGCAAAUGGUGCUAAACCAACUACAUUGGUAGUAUGAAAUGCUGAAGUGAGGAGUGGGGCAUGAGCUCCAUCCUCAGUGGGAAUUAGAUACCUCACUUCAGUCACAGGAAGGUGAUUAGUUCUGCUCAGGAUUGUGAACUGCCUCUUGCAGUUAGUGCCUGAACCAAAAGGAGCAUUUUGUUUUUGGGAGGAAUGGGAAGUGAAAGAGACCUCAGUAAGCCAAUAGUCCAGUUUGCAGGACAGGACACCUGUUUUCAAGUUUCCAGUGUGCUUGAUCUGGAACUGAAAUUUUAUUCCAGGACCCCAUGCUCCAAGGGCAGUGCCAAACUACUGGAUUAGGGUUUUUUUUUUUAAAUCUCUUCUCUUCUCUUUGAGUCUGAAUUAAGCAUACACUGGAGCAGGGGCUUGAACCCGACUCCCACAUUGCAGAUGAGUGCCUUAAGCACCAGGCUGUUGUGUAAGUCUCCUUUUUCCCUCUCUCUGCCCUUGUUUGCGAAGCCUGUUGGGGCUUAAAACAUUAAGAAGCGAAACAAUUUCAGGAGUUAAGCAGUUUUGUGUGUACCUAUUGGCAGACUCUUUGGUACCUAGAGAUUUUGGGCAUGUCCAGGAUUAGGCAAGAGCUGAACAUGAGUUUUAAAGAGCUCAUUUAUGCCUAAAGGUCAAGCAAAGCACUUCUGGUGGUCAUUGGGCAUCUCCGUUUGCUUGUGGAUCUAGCCCUUUGUGCUGCUCUAGGACAGUUAACAUACAAUACUAUUGAACAGGGUUGGUGAAUCUAAAUCUAAGCAAAGAUCUAAGAAUCUAUUUGGGUUUAUUUUCCCAAUUGUGUCUGCAAAAAUGCAGGCACUUUAAUAUAUAGCUAUUUAUUAACUUUCAUAUUACAACUUUUAGUCAGAUGUUUCUAUUUGUGAACAUGUGAUGCACUUUUUUUUUUUUGCCAAAAAUGAUUGUUUUAUUGUUCCAUAUUGUAAAAAUGAUUUAUUAUCAAGUAUUUUGGUACCACUGUUAGGUACCUUUCUGAGAGUGCUCUUUUAUAAUAGCUUAUUCAUCGUCUAGCUGGUCCUAAUGUUAAACAUGUAAGAUAAAUUCCUAAUGAUAUUUCUAAAUGUAAAGUGUACCCAAAACUGAUCAUGGUACUUUUGUGUUGUCAGUAUUGUUUUGCUAGCUUUACUCUAUUUUUUCUAACACACAAUAGCAUUUAUCUGAAAACUGACAAUUACUUUCAAAUUAUGCUGGGUGUUUUUUAAGAUUAAUGCAUAUUAUUUUGUUGCUUCUUACUAGCAGAAGCCAGAAACACCCCAGGCUGCUAUCAUAUUAAAAAAAUUCUUGAGGUUACACUUUUGCUAAACAAAUGUGCCCCAGCAGCACAAAUUAAUUCUUGUAUCCCUUUCUGGGAGGAUAGGUUUUAUAGAAUCAAAGUCUAUUUCAAACCUGACGUAGUUAGGCACGAUUCGCUUGACAGCCUCAGGAUAUAUUCUUUCAGUCAGUAGAGGGUGUGGAUGGAGAAAGGUUAGACUUAUGUGUAAAGAAAAUAAAUCCUCUUCAGACCAUUAUUUUAGGCUGCGGACAGAUGUUAUGUGUAGUACUACAAAUCCCUUUGUAGUGCUACAGAAGUUGAGAGGACUAAUGUGCACAUCCUCUGCAAUGCAACAAAAAUGGUAAAAGCACCAAGAACAUGUUCUUGGAUGAAAGAGGAACUUGCCAGUAGCACUACACAUAAUGUUUGUACAGUGCACUGUAGCACCACAGAGGGGUCUCUUGGUUCCCCAGCAUCCCACAGUGCUCCACUCUUUCCUUGCCCCUUCCCUCCUUCCUCUUCCAAGGUGGGGAGAGACAGAGAGUAGCAUGGAGUCCCUGAGUGCUCUGGUCUUCUAUUUUCCCAGUGGGGUGGCAGCCCUGGGAGACCAGUGUGGUCCCCCAAUCACUGACAGCCUAUCCAUUCCCCGCUCCAUGAGGGAGACUCCCAAAGAUGCACCAUGCUUUGUAGACAUGCUCCCCUCCCCUGGUGGAGGAGAGCAACAUGGGAGCAGAUUAACAGGGUUGAGCAAUCCCUCUUGUGUCGUGUCUGACACCCCCCUGAACGCUACUGAAUGCCUUAAGGGCAACUCUGUACUGCUUCAGUCAGGGGGCUCUGCAUGUUUCUCUGCACCAGUAGUGUUUUUUGUAGCACAUCAUCAGCAUGCUGCAGUGCUACAAAUGUAAUGUCUGUCCGCCACCUUAGACUCUUAAGCUUUCCAAAAUUCAGUAUUGCUAAAUCCGGCCAAACUGGUUGGAUAGCCUCUCUGGAGACUGAGGGUGGAGGUACACCACAGGAUUAUUAGAGUGUACAUGUAUGGAUUUUACUCCAUAAAAAGGAGAGUACAUACACCCAGCUGUCUGAAGCUAGCUGCCUACAGUAGGUGCUGUUGCAGUGCCUGGGCACAAGGUAGCAGGAGAACUGGUUCACGUUGAGCAAAUAGUUACCACUGUAUGAAACCGACUGUGGGAGCAAGACACAUUCCCACUAGCCGCAUAUUGUAAUUUUGUAACUUGAUCAUGUCGGAAAUUUCUUUACUAUGCAGUUUUGAGGAUGAUUUGCUAGAGUGGGGCUGUGCAUCAUACGUCUGCUCCACUUUUAUCGUUUAGUAAAAUUGGUUUACUAUGUAGUAAAUAUGAAGUGUUUGUAGCCUUCCUUAGUUAUCGUAAAUGAGUGCUUCAAAUGUUGCUGGACACUAGUCAGUUUGUGUACUGCAGUCCCCAGUGAUGUAGUUAAUAGACACUCUAGGUAUACUACAAAUUGUAUUAAACAUAAUUAAACAUUUAGCAGUGGUGAGGCCUCACCUGGAGUACGGUGUCCAGUUCUGGGCCCCAUGCUUCAAAAAGGACGUGGACAGUUUGGAAAGAGUCCAAAGCAGAGCAACAAAAAUGAAUUGGGGCCUGGGAGGCAAGACUGAUGAGGCAUGUUUGAAAGAACUAGGGUUAUUUAGCCUGAAAAAGAUAAGACUGAGGGAAGGGAGACUUGCUAACAAUCUUCAGAUACCCGAAAGACAAUUACAGAAAGGAUGGAGAUGGCCUUUUCUCUGUGUCCAUGGAGGACAGGACUAGGAACAGUGGCCUCAAGCUGCAACAGGGGAAAUUUAGGUUGGAGAUUAGGAGGAGGAAUUUCCUGUCCAUGAAGGUGGUAAAACAUUGGAACAGGCUACCUAGAGAAGUUGUGGAAUCUCCAUCUUUGGAAGUUUUCAAGAGCAGGUCAGACAUUACACUUUGCUGGGAUGGGUUAGUCAGGGAUGCCUCUGCCUUGAGCAGGCAGCUGGACUAGAUGACCUCGUGAGGUCCCUUCCAGCCCUACUUUUCUGUGAUUCUAAUGUUAGAGUGAGUAGAGCUUCUUACAUCACUAGUAUUUUUCUCUACAUUUAAUUGUAAAUGAACUUUAAUUCAGCCUUAAUUACCCCUAUGUAGGGCAAUAAAACCUGCAGUAGCCUUAACUUUUUAAUAAAGUUGUAUUAGCCACAACUGAAGUGGCUAUCGCUUGGCAAAAGUUGACUUGUUUGCAACAGCUAGCAUUUCCAGAAACCUUUAUUUUCUGAUUGGUUCUAAAUUCUCAUAUUUAAGGCCAAGCACUAUUUUUCUUAAAAUACUAGCCUUUUCUGAACUGGAAAUGGCUCCCUGCCCCAGAGCAAUUGCCAGCUUUGCCCAUUUAUAGCUCAACCCUGCUUGGCUUAGUCAGUAAGUACAACUGAAAACUGCUUAUGCAAGUAAAGCAAUCAGCACCCCUUGGAUUAGAAAGGGACAUUUCUGGAAAACUACUACAGGUUUUGUUCCUCCAGGGGACCUAAAACAUAUCUAGUUUUUAUUUUCAAUUACGUUUAUUAAAUACUUAGGUUUUUUUCCUGCCCUCAUGAAGGUGGUUUGGUAAAAUUCAAGACAGAUACCUUAGCUGUGGACCAAGUAAAAAAAAAAAACAAAAAAACAAAAAACAACCUCCCUUCUUCUUCCUUUAUCAUGUAACUUGCAUUUCCAGCCUUUAUAAAAUUUAUUUUUAGGUAAGAUGUUGGCUAGAUUUAACCUAAAUGCGUACUGUCACCUUUAUUAGUUUAAUUGUAUACCAAGAUUCCUCCUUUAAAUGUGUUGAGAGAUCAUGUUUAGUGUUUUAGCGAGAUUAAGACUAUUUGGUAUUUUCCCCCUUCUUUGUUACCAUAAAUCAAUUCAGUAUUUCCUCCUUUGUUUGGGAUAUGCACUCCAAAAAAAGGUAUGUAGCUCGUGUUUUUAACGCAGAUGUUACUUUCAGUUAGAAAUGGAAAUAAGAAAUUAAUUCUAGAGGCCUUUGUUUCCAUGAAAGGUGUGCUUAUAUUUUAUGUUGCUUAAAUAAGAACAGAGGUAUUCUGAAAUUAGCUAAAGCAAGAACUACUUAUUUUUAAUAUAUGUACUUUAAUUUACAUUUACAUAAAGGCAUAAAAGCUGUCAUACAACUAUGUUCUUGCAUUUGAAGGGGGUUAAUUUUUGUUGGAAAUAUUGACACUUAAGAGUUAGCCACAGAGCAUGUCAUGUUUUUACCUCAGUAUUGAGUUUUUGUCAUUUUUACUGUACACAUUGACCUAGAGAACUAGAUUGGUCUAAGUCACUGAUUCCCAAACUGUGGGUCACGAACCCAAAUGGGGUUGCAACAUCAGCAGAUGGGGGUGUGUGGGUGGGCAGCGGCCAUGCUGAGGAAAUGGGACCAUAAAUGGGGUCAUGCUGAGAAAAAAAUUGAGAAGCACUGCUUUAAGUGGACAAACUUUAAAUAUCAGUAAUGAAAAGCACUUGUGUCCAGAUCCUAUUUCCAUUUUCCUCAGUGGUGCAGCAUCAAACCUUAAGUGCAGAAUACUCUUGUAUUUAAGUGAUAGCGUAAUUAUUACCUGGUGCUAGAAUUCCUAUUAAGUAAUGAUUGUUUCUUGGUAGCUGCCUGCAAGCAGCUAUUGUUAUGCUUUGCGUAGCAGGUCACAAUAGGAAUUUUUAGCCUUUCUAGAAUCAGUGGUUCACUGCUUUAAUUGUUGAAAUUUUUCAUUGCUCAGUUGUUUGCUCAGAUUUGAAUACAUGCUCUUCAGGGCUUAAUAGUGGCUGAUGUACUGUAAGAUGGACUGCCAAAAGAUCUGGUAUUUUAAACGAAACAGCUUUCCAUGAUUGAAUUCUAGUAAUCAAAAUAUUUAAGUCAUUGUAAUGGGUUUGCUAUUAGAGAAUCGUUUUUGAAACUAAAACUUAGUACUUGAGUUUCAUACUGAGCACUGCUUUUCGAAAGUUGCCAUUGUCAUUUUUCAGAAGGUACUGUUUGUGGAGGUCAGUUUGUACUCCUGCCUUGUGGAAUCUACAGAUCACAAGUCCUGCAACAGCCUUUUCUAGGCAAAUCUUUUUUUUUCUGUUUUGCCUCCCUUCCCACUCCCCAUUCUCUCGCUCCACUUUUCAUUAACCAGCCACCGUGGUAGUUGACAUAACUAUUGGAUAUUUAUAGACUGGAUUUAAAACUUGCUGCUAUAUUUGAAAACUUGGUAAGGGUCAUGGUAACUGUGCCUUUCAUCAAUGUUUAUUCUAUGUGCCAUAGCUGUCAGUGUAUAUUUGAAAUAAAGACUUUAAAAAAAAAUCCAAUCUGUUCUGGAGUUCUUAAUUAAGAAAAGAAGAUCGUUAUAUGCACUGCAGUGUUUUAUGUCCAACAUAUUAGGAGCAAAAAUGAUGCGAAUAGCAUGUUACACUAAUUUAAAGUACAGAAUUAUGCUAGUCUGUCUUUAGGAAUGUACUGUGAUCAUAUUUACUGUUGUAAAUAUUUUAAUCAUUAAAAAUUGAUGCAUCAAGUUUUUUUUACACAAUUAUCUACAAUAAAGAGAAAUUUACAACCAUUUACAAAAAGUAGUCUUAACUUUUUCCUGUCAAGACAGCCAAGAUUAAGACUAACUACACAGCAGACACAGUCCUGUUUUUAUUUCACUCUGUACUUGUAGAAAGAACAAAGUG